AUGGCGUUUGUUAGGCUUGCUCCUUUGGCUCUUCCCUUCCUUGUCUCUUUCUUGUUAACAAUGAAGAGCACAGAAGCAGUGUUUUGCUAUGGUGGUUGUUCAUUGACUGAAAAGAAUUCAUGUGGCUCGACCGAAUGUACUUGUAUUGCUUUUGGACCAGUAGCUACUACAUGCGUAAAUCAACGUGAAGUUGCAUCACUUGCGAAGACGUUUCCGAACCUAUGUCUGUCUCACGAUGAUUGUUUGAUGAAAGGAAGUGGCAACUUCUGUGCUCGUUCUCCUCAUCAAUAUGUGGAUUAUGGAUGGUGCUUUGACUCCAACUCCAACUCUCCAGCACUGAAAACUUUCUUAGUGAAAUGA
Sphenostylis stenocarpa is the source of this 360-nucleotide messenger RNA. NCBI's taxonomy places the organism in Eukaryota, Viridiplantae, Streptophyta, Magnoliopsida, Fabales, Fabaceae. The record is from the annotation of a GenBank genome assembly.